AAUUAUCAUCAUAAAAGUGGUGGAUAUACAAAUAUCAUUCCAAUUACUCACACACACACACACAUUCCAUUCAUAUCAGUAGAAAUUCGAGUUAAUAUAUACUCGAAUUUAUUAUUUGUUAAUGAUAUCAACAUAUAUUGAUUUUAUUAUUUAUCAUCAUGAAUUGAGAUUAUAAAAUCUGGUCUCUUUGACGUAUAAUUGGUCAUUUUUUUUAAAUGUAUGUGCUUCACUGUUAUUAUUGUUAUCAUGAAUGAUGAUGAUGAUGAUGAUCAACGCAAUGACAAUUUUGUUCGAGUACAAAAACGUGAUUCGAAUUUUUUUUUUUUAAAGUUUUUGUCCACAAAUAAAAUUCAUUUGAUCUCUAAUUUAUUGUGACGACAUUUAAUAUUUGUGACGGUUACAAAUAAUGGAAAUGAAUUUUAUGUAUUUUAAAUGAGUGAAAUUAUUAUUUUUUAUCAUUAUUAUUUUAUUUGAUUAUUAUAACGAAAUUGACAUUAUUAUUAUUAUUAUCAUCAAAAUGGGUUCUUGUUUUAGUCGCAUGAAACAUUGUUCAUUGUUUUCAAAACAUCACAACGUUGCUUUGAAUGAAAAUCAAGCAUCAUCAUCACAUUUAUUUGAACAUGAGAAUAAUUCAUCACAUUCUUCUAUCGAUUUCUUUCUAGAAGAUAUUGAUGAAUGUCUUAAUGAAACUGAAAAGAUAUUUUUGUCGGUUAUUGAUACUAUAAAUUUACCACCCCAAUUACAACGAUUAAUAGAGAUUGCCAACACUGAUCAUGGAUGGUUGAAGAUUAUUAAUUCUAUGAUAAAUGUGAUUGGUACUCAUGCUGUUAAAGGUCUAGUGGAAAACGAUCAUAUUGGACCGGCAGUAAUCAUACUGUUAUUGGAAGAUUCUCAACUUCCUACACGUGAAUUGAUACGAGAUCUUUUAGCCUUAUUAAAUCCAUAUUUUGAACUUCGUAUUCAUAGUCCUUGUGAUGAAACCAUCAUAAAACAUCGAAACAUUUGUGCUAUAUUAUCAUUUUUGGCCGAAAAAUUGGCUGGUUCAUUAAGCGUUAAUUUGUUAUCGAUGAGAAUCAUUAAAUUUUUAGAAAAGGUUAUCAAAGAAAAACAUAAUCAUUUACAUGUACUAUUUGCAUUGAAUUGUGUGGAAAAAUUUGCUCGAACAAAUGAAAACAAGCAGAUAAUAUUGAAAAAUUUUGACAUUGUAAAAGAAUUGUGUGAAUUGGAAAAAUACGUACAAUAUUUUUCCAUACAAGCAUUAUACUAUUCAUCAUCAACCGAAUUAUUGAAAUAUCAAUUAGGUUUCUGUGCACAAUGGUGUUUGGAUAAUGUAUUCACUAAGAAAGGACGAAAAUUUUCAUACAAAAAAGUCGACUAUUCUAAUCUAAAUGUCAUCUUAAAUGUGAAUGAUAAAACCGAAUUUCUUAAACUUUCACCCGAUGGAUUAUCGGCUCGCUGUGAUACUUAUACAUUUGAAUGUGUGCGAUCAAAUUAUCAUGUGUCUUCUGGAAUAUAUUUCUAUGAAGUCAUUCUGCUCACCAGUGGUAUCAUGCAAAUUGGCUGGGCAACAAAAUCGACAUCAUUUAAAAAUCAUGAAGGCAGUGGAGUAGGUGAUGAUGCUCAUUCCAUAGCGUUUGAUGGAUGUCGAAGAGUAAUCUGGCACAAUAUGACUAAUUACGAACAUAAUCUUCCAUUAUGGAAUGCUGGUGAUAUUGUUGGCUGUUUGAUUGAUUUCAAUAAAAAACGUUUCAUUUUCUAUCUUAACGGCAAGAAAGUUGAAAUUGGCAGAAAAAUUUCCCAUAAAAUCAAUUUGGUCUUUUCCGAUGAACCAUAUUAUGCAGCCGCCAGUCUAAUGUCUUAUCAACAUUGUCAUUUUAAUUUUGGCCAAGCACCAUUCAAAUAUCCACCGAAAAAAUAUAAAUUCAAAGAUUUCAAUUCCGAAGCAAUCAUAACGAAUAAAGAUGAUUAUAAAGUGAUUCCAAUGCGCGUCAAAAUUAAAGCAUGUAACAAGUCAUUUUCAUUUUCAAGUAACAAACGAAAUCUAUGCAACAUUUGCUGUGACAAAUCUGCAAAUGUCCGGCUAAAACCUUGUGGUCAUGAGGGAAUCUGUAGUGAUUGCGCAAUCCAAAUGGAACAAUGUCCAUUCUGUCGUGAAACAUUCGUGCAUUUUGAAGAUUUACAAUGAAUUAUUUU
Molecule: messenger RNA, 2193 nt
Organism: Dermatophagoides farinae (American house dust mite)
Lineage: Eukaryota; Metazoa; Arthropoda; Arachnida; Sarcoptiformes; Pyroglyphidae
Gene: Kpc1
Product: Kip1 ubiquitination-promoting complex subunit 1
Cellular component (GO): cytoplasm
Molecular function (GO): protein binding; ubiquitin-protein transferase activity
Source: RefSeq, a predicted model, not a curated record